AUGCACUCCCAAACUCGACCCCUUUCUCUUCUUCUCAGUUCUCGACGUCGACAGCUUCUCCCACCUCCGACGUUUCUCUUGGCGCCGGCUCCUCCCACCUCUGACCUCCGUCCAACCCCGCCCCGCCGUCCAGCGCUUUCCAGCGACACCCUGCCGGUGGAGCCCCUCCUCUCCGACAGAGUGCGACACCUCCGGUAUGAGAAAGAAAGAAACAAGGAACUAGCAGCCAAUUUGAAGAUGGAACCUGUUCAAAUGUUGUAG
Messenger RNA from Lactuca virosa, 261 nucleotides. Lineage: Eukaryota; Viridiplantae; Streptophyta; Magnoliopsida; Asterales; Asteraceae. The record is from the annotation of a GenBank genome assembly.